Paramuricea clavata is the source of this 342-nucleotide messenger RNA. The record is from the annotation of a GenBank genome assembly. NCBI's taxonomy places the organism in Eukaryota, Metazoa, Cnidaria, Anthozoa, Malacalcyonacea, Plexauridae.
AUGAAUAUUGGUGAUUAUGUACUCAUAAGACAACAAAAGCACAACAAAUUUACCCCGAAUUUUGAUCCCAAACCGCUACGAAUAAUCACAGUAAAAGGAACGAUGAUUACUGCAGAAAGACCAGGAUUCGCUAUUACUAGAAACCAAUCGUUUUUCAAACCUACUAAAACAACUGGGCUGUCUUCUGAAGAUGAGGAGGAAAUGGAAGAUAGUGAUGAACAUGAAGAACAACGUGAUAUUGGAGACAAUGAAAAUAACAACAAUCACAACCAAGAUGAACAACAAAAUCUAGAACGACAAUAUCCAAGGAGAGAACGAAGAAGGCCGAACUAUUAUCAUUAA